Effrenium voratum is the source of this 1233-nucleotide messenger RNA. Lineage: Eukaryota; Dinophyceae; Suessiales; Symbiodiniaceae. The record is from the annotation of a GenBank genome assembly.
AUGGCGUGCGAGAAUAGUGAGCUGGUCCGCAGGCGCGGCAGAUGGCUGGUUGCAAGGACCAUGGAGAUCUACAUUCAAGAAGUCAGUGCCCUGCAGUUUUUGCCCGAGCUCUCGCAACCUUCCAGGGAUCGGGCCGCCAUCCUGGCCAUCAGCUUCCCCUUCCUCUCCAAGGCUGCCAUCCCUGUGGUGUCCUAUACCUGCGAGGAGUGGCAGAGCGGGGACUCGAUGAACCUGGCGCUGGUCUGUGGCGUGGGCGUCGCCAGAGAGAUGGAGGUCCAGGUGGGCUUUCAGAUCUACAUCGUCUCCGUGCUGUGCUUUCUUGGCUGGUUCUUCCUGUCCAUCUUCGGCGGCGUGGGGUUGAGCGCGGCUCCCCUGGACAUGAUCCUGGGCUUUGUGGACCGGCCAAAGCCCAUCAGCGAAGCCGCCUACCAACAACGACGGAAAUUGGUCGGCUUGGCUGCGGGGGUCCUGUUGCAGAGGGCGGAGGAGCUUCAAACCCGCGACGCCGAGGGCGAGGAGAAGAAAGGCAAGCGGAGUAUGUGGAGCAGCUGGCAGAGCGGCCGCGCGCUACGCCAGGUUCGCACAGAUUACAAUCGCUUCAGAUGCGACGUGCUGUUGUUGGAAGAGGAGUUUGAGAAGAUCCAAGUCUCCAAGUUCAACAAGGGCGAGAGCCUGGUGGUUGCUGUACUGAAGCUGUGCUGCGGCGUGGUCUUCGCGUUGAUGUCGCUGGCUUGGGUCCUGCAGAUUGUGCUGUGCGUGCUGGUGCCACAGCUGACCGGGCAGGCUGGUCCGCCCUUCCUGAAUAGCUUGUUUGCGCUGUGCGAAGAAUCUGGGUUCUACCCUUUGGGCGUGGCGGUGUAUGCAUGCUUUAUCUUUUACCUGCUCAUUUGUGUGGUCAAGGGCUGCACCAAGUUCGGCAUGCGCGUGGCCUUCCUCAUCAGCAUCCACCCCAUGCGUCCUCAAAACACUCCGCUGAACAGCAUCCUCUUCAACGUGGAGAUGCUAUUGGUUUCCACAGCGGCCUUGGUGCAGUUCUCGCAGACCGUGUUCAACGACUACGCUCGGCUCACCGAGGCGGACGUGAUCUUUUCAGCUCAGAUCCAGCGUCUACGCUUCUACAGGUUUUUCUUCGAGAACCACAUCUUCAUCAUCACCAUGCUGGCAGUGCCCGGAGAUCUUGAGAAAGCCUGGCUGCGGCAACUGGAGAAACUGCGACUUUUUGCCGGGGUGUAG